AUGAUGCCCGAGUUUACUACAUCCGUAGUUGCCUUGGUUAUGAGCGAGCUUACUGGAUUGAUGCCGAGGAUUCAGCUGCAGAACACUCGAUGGUCACACCUGAAAGGAGUGCAGUUGGCGGACCCGGCUUUUCACAGACCCGAUCGCGUGGACUGUGUGAUUGGGGCUGACAUGUACACGAGCAUCUUACUCGACGGAUUGAAGAAGGGACCCGAGGGCACUCCGGUAGCGCAGCGAACGGUUUUUGGCUGGAUAUUGACGGGUGAGGGCGGUGAUGAAUCGACGAGCCGGCCCCAGGAGGUGACAGUUUUCCACACCAUUGCUGAGCCAACGCUGAAUCAACUGCUGGAAAAAUUUUGGCAAAUCGAGGAUAUAGCCCAAACAAAGCAUUGGACGACGAAGAAACAGUUUUGUGAAGACUACUUCGUCAAGACUACGUCAAGAAACUCGGAGGGCAGGUUCGUAGUCCGGUUGCCGUUUGCGGCCAAGACUAGAUUUGAAGGCUCGAGAGAUAUAGCCCUGUCGUGUCUCUUUCGAAUGGAGAGACGAAUUAUGAAAGUCCCCGACUAUCCUUGUCUUAUAAUAAUUUUAUGA
Molecule: messenger RNA, 594 nt
Organism: Trichogramma pretiosum
Lineage: Eukaryota; Metazoa; Arthropoda; Insecta; Hymenoptera; Trichogrammatidae
Exons: 1
Coding region: 1-594 (197 amino acids)
Source: RefSeq, a predicted model, not a curated record